GCAAAGUGGAAUUAAAUUGAAUUGAAUUAAUACAAAGGCGCAACCAACGCGUUUAUUUGAUCGGUACUGGUGGGAAACAAACGAGGGAUCCUGCGAAAUUUUCUCAAUUUCUAGUUGCUUCUCAAAUUUCUAGUCUCUUUGCAAGACAAGUCUCCCGACUUCUCCCUGUCACACACUAACUCGCACCGCAUUCACCCACUUUUUACAUCUUUCCGCCGGGCAAAGGCUCGGUUACCUAGUCUAGUGUGCAGCAGUUUCCGUAUCGCAGCGCUGGGCACAUCUGAGCGCCACCUGUUUGACUGUACGGCUUGGCUCUGUGGGAGAUCUUGGGGGAGAAGCAAAACCCCACGAACGGUCUGCAGCGUGGGCUUCGAUGGUGAAAAAAGAUUGAAAGUGAGAAAAACAGGUACCUCGGAAGAAGCAAAGAGUGAAAGGAAACGGUUCGCUGCCCGCAGGCCCUCUUCGUACACUCUAUUCCGUACCUCAGAUUCCUCUCUGUUCGGCAACGUUUACCACUUACCGCGUACAUCAUCCAUCCACACUUGACCGCUGCUUCCUGCGUCCAAGCAAGGCAUUGGAAAAGCCGCAGAUACGCUGCCACCCAUACCUUUCGAACAACCACCAUAAACCUUGAGCGCUGCCAUUUAUUCGAUUUCAUUCGUUGUGCGUCGUCGAUCUCUUUGCCUUCCAGUGCUGGUCACCUCAGACGCAACCUCCUGACACUCGCGUCCCGCUACUGUUGCUCAGCUGCAAGUCGCCUGCGGUGGCCCACCUUUGGGGGGGCUGGGGACUUGUGGGCUGGGGCUGGACCGACCUACCUUGACGUUGCACCGGUUUCCGCGGCAAGGGCACUUGCUCACCACUUUUCGCUCGUCUCCAGAAUUUCAACCAAUCCAGCUACUCAAGCUCCCAUGUUUGGCGCCGGGUCAAUUCGACAAUACCUCCCUACCCGGCAUCAUUACUAGCCACCCGCGUUUCUUUUUCGCCCUUCUUUCCUUUCUCGCAUCAUCCUAGAGGGGGACAAAAAACAAAAAGGGCUUCCGAAGGGGGAAGAGAAGGAUCCGUACACCACCCGUUCGCAAACCAAGACGUGUCUUAAUCGGCGCGCGACAGGGACGGGUCUUGGGUUGGCAGGCCGGCAUUACGGGGAUCCAAGAAACGCUGGCCCUAGAAAAAAAAAAAGGUAUCCACAAUGGGUGCUGAUUCCAAGAAAAAAGCAGCGCCGCCUCCCCUCCCCGCUCCUACAGAGACCGAUUCAACAACUACCUCACCAACCGAGCUCGACCUGGAAACCGAUCUGGCGACCGAUGUUUCGAGGCCUAUCGAAGCCAAGUCCUCGUACUCGCUCCCAGACGACGGCACUCCCGUCACCAUCAAGACACGCCAGAAGCACAAUCGCUCCCAAACAUCGCUGCUCAUAGAAUAUUUUGAGGGUGGCAAAGGACCUGGCGCCUCGGGCGAAGGGAGCGAGCGCAAACCUAGCGUACGCGUGCGAUUGACUCCGUCAAAGAAUCGCAAGAACGAUCACAUCCAGAUUACCGAGACCCGGAGCCGCAAGGCCUCCCUCACGAGGAAGACGUCGGCAUCGGCAUCGGCUACGCCUACCGGCCCCGUCUUUGAGGGCGAGGGCCUUUCCGUCCUCGAAGGCGACGACGCCCACAGCAUGAACUCGUACGUGUCGGCUACCGAGGAGUCCAAUGUCUCCCACCAGCCAAUUGACAUUGAAAUUGACCGCCGGCGCCGGCGCCCCGCGAGUCCAUUGAUUCCAACCACCGAGAGCAGUAAGGUCUCGUAUCAGCCAGGAAACAUGUCGGAAAUCUCAGCCAUUCCCACAGACAGCUUUUUGGACGGCUCAGGUCCGUCCAGCAAGUCACCCGAGAGGAGGCGAGACAAGAGCCCUUCGCGAGCUGGAAAUGUGAUCGCUGGCGCUACCGCUGGUCUUGCCGCGGCUGCCGCUGCCGACAAGGUACGUAGCGGCCGACAAGACAAGGAGCGCGUGGUUUUGCCAAAGACCAGGGACAGAGACAGAGAGAGAUCCGAGCGAAAGCACAAGAGCAAAAGUCGCACAAGCAGCACGAGCGACAAACAUAGGGACGAAGAGAAGUCCUCCCGGAGAAAAUCUAGCCGCAGCCAUCAAGAAUCUACCGUCUCGGCAGCCGACUCGAGCGUCGUUUCAUCCGGCCUCACCCCUAGUCAUCGGUCUGAUCAAUACUCUGUCCGAUCUGGUACAUCCAAAGCCUCAUCAAUCAACAACCCUAAAUUACUCGAGACCGUCGAAGAUGCAAUUCGUCGUCUAAUCUUACCGGAGCUUAAUGCCUUAAAACGGGAGCAAAGCAGAAAUCAUGGUCGCCGCAGCUCCAUCACCUCAACCAGCGGCACAUCCAUAUCCAGAGAUGACCAAGAGUCUGACAAGCGUAGGUCGGGUGUCAGUGAGCGUUCGAGCAAGCCCAGAGAGCCAAGGGACCGAGAGGCUCGCAACGUGCUCCUCGAAAGCCCCGAAGCGAGUGUUGUUUCACAGGAAUCAAUACACGAAUACAACCGCGACACCGACAGUCCAGGCCAUGGCAAUCUCAAGGCGGCAGCAGCUGGUGCCAUAGUCGGAGGGCUGGGGGCAGCGGCUAUGGGUCACAACGAAGCCAGAGAACAGCGGAAGCGUCGCCGGGCCGAAGCCAAGAAUCGCCCUGCUGACAACUAUUCUGAAGAGUAUGACGACGAAUCAGAAUUCCAGCCGAGGCCGCCAAUGCCGCUUAUGAGUGAGAUCAAUCCCUCUGAGAUUACGCGGACAUCUAUCAUGUCUGCAGAGAGCGACCAUCCACAGUCUGCCCGCGGAGACACUCCCUCAACACACGAAACCACAACUGGAAGGGCUGUGGGUACUUCUACGGAUGACAACCUGACACCGACUAUUGCACCGGCGACACUGGCUGCGCUAGGGGCCCACCAUCAUAAUGUAUCCCACGGUGACCUUAAAGCUCUGCCACGAACCGGCACUGGUGCUACUGCCGAAGAAUUCGAGACUGGGCAAUAUGCCAGCAACGACGAUCGGAGACUUCAGGAUGAGUACGACGAUUACGAUGAUGUGGAUGACGACCAAUACUCGUAUGAUGGGCCAGCUGGGUUCUACUACAACCAGCAGGAUGUUCCUGCUCCUCUCAGGUACGAGCCAUAUGGACUGGAGCGUCGAGGCUUGAGCCCUAUACCAAGCGUUUCUGGAUACACCGAGGGUGGAAGCGAGGUGCAGCAGAAUCGCGACUCGAGAGUUACGCAGAGGACGAGCGGAUCAUUCUCACCCAUGAAGUCUCCUCAUUACCAUACUCCCGGUACACCUGGCUCCAUACCAAGCAAUGUCAUGAGCCGGGAUUACGACCACGACGAGCGUAGUCUUAGAAGUUCUGGAUAUGACUACAGAAAUGCGACCGAGAGCGAGAUCGAAGGAACGUCCCCAGGCCAGGCCGUCCGGGGAAUCGGAGCUAAUCCAAACUUUGUACACAUCCCCAUGGGUGUAGAGUCGGCCGUUGCCUCACUUAUUGAUGGCUCUAUGCUCGACGGCUCGACUAUGACCGAUUCUGCCCGUGGAAGCGGUGGCUACGGUGCCCAGAACUCGAUGCGAGGCUUUGAUGAACAAGGAUCUCGGGACCCCUCCCGCCAGCACUCUGGGGAUCCGAUGCUUGCAAAGGGUGGCCCAGUGCGUUCGCCACCCUCGCCAGAUGCCACAAACUCGCAUGCAUCUGAUUUCUCGCGCGAUCGCAGCCAGCCUCGAUCCGCAUUUGCCGGCGAGUAUGAGCUCGACCAAUAUGGUCGCAAGGUUCUUGCAUCCCAGUCCCAGUCAUCUGGACGCCACUCUCCAACCGCUUCGGAGGCUGCAAUCACCGGGGCUGCCGUUGCGGCGGCGUCCAAGGCCCUGCGCGCUAGGGAGCGCGAUAUGAGGACUGUUGAUGAAGAUAUAGACAGAGGCUACACUGGAUCUCCCGGGAACAUCCCCCAGCGCAACAAGUCGUUUAAAGAACGAACUUUGGAUGGCCAUCAGCCGGCAAACACUCCAAUGCAUAGUGUCGACCGCCUGGAUGAGUACGACCGACCGAGAAUGGGUGCCAGUGGCAUCCCAGAUGCGGAAGACCCUCUCCCAGAGGUUGGCUUCUACGAACAGUCAAAUCCUUCAGUCGUCGAAGGUCGUCUCGAUGGCUCGCGGCGGAGCAGCCAGGACUGGUCAGGCCAGAGGACCCCGACUCAGCUGGUCCCUGACAGGAACCAGGACGAUAACUCUAGUCUCCAAGAGACACCCAAGCGUAACGGUAAUGGUCUUGGGACUGCAGCUGGCGUUGCGGCUGGUGCUGCUGCCAUUGCGACCGCGGCUGCUUUGGCAUCGUCGCACAACCGCCAGCCGAGCCAAGAGCACGAAGAUUGGCAACGGAACUCUGACGACCGCAAGAGAGACACUCUUGUCACGAACCCCUUCGAGGGCAACAGCCCUCAUGUCAACCUUCCAGGCCUUGGUGACAACGUCAUGAGUGGGAGCGCGCCGGUGUACCAGAACCCAGGCUUUGGUACGGACUUUGGAACUCGCAGCCCCCUGCACAAUAAAGUCGAUGAGGGCUACAUCUCACAGGGUGCCAACAGGACACCUGACCAUGUCAGGAGUAAGGGCAAGGGAGUUGAGUUUUCUCAACCCGUCAACGCAUCCAACAUGGACGAUCCGUUCUAUACUCCAAAGGGAGGAAGGCACCUCAGUGGCAUGUCGCAAGGAUUGGGCUCACCGCUGUUUGAUCCCUCCACUGGUGCCGGAAUUGACCGCAUAGAGUCGCAGGAUAUUGUCGCCCUGAUGCAACAUCUCAUGGUCAGGGAUGCUCAGCGAAGCGCUCGGGACACAGAAAUCCUCAUGACCCUUGUCCGGUCCGCGGCCGAGAUGCGCGAGUCGUUUGAGAAGAUCAAGCACAUGAUUGCGGACUCGGAAGACGUAAUCAUCCGCGAGGUCGAAGAGAACACUGAGAAGACGGUACACCGUCAUCUCGGUGGCCCGAGGCCAUUCCCCGGCAGCGCCAGUGGAGCUCGGUCUCCCAUGCAGACCGCUGGCGGUUCACAAGCAGGGACUGAAGAACUACGCACCAAGAAACAAAACCUUUUCCGCAGAGCUCUGAAAGGCCUGAGCACCAAGGGCAACAACGAUCUUGGUAGGAUCGAGGAUAUGCUCAUGCAACUCCUCACUGAGGUCGACACCUUGAAGACGCAGACUGCCAUCCGUAGCGGAAGUGCGGGUGCAGGAGGAUAUACCCCUACUGGCGCCGACGUACAGUCUUUCGACAACCUGCAGCCUGCCGUCCAGUACGAGCAAGACCGUGGCUACGAACCCGAAGGCCAUGCAGGUACCUCUACUGCCAGCCAUGCAAGCCAGUCGGGUCAUCUUUCGAUCCCGCAAAACCGAGGGGGGUCAACAAAGCUUGGCUACGACCGCAAGUUUUCCGACCACCGUAUCAGCACGGUCCCAGAGGCGAACGAGGAAGACUUUGAACGUCGCACACCCGAGCGCGGAUACCAGCUCCAGGAACAGUAUGCCAAUCCGGAUCUGGCUAAUAUCGCGCGGUCCCGAAACGUUUCAGGCGGAAGCAUGUCUAUUUCGACCCCGCCGCUCCCUGCUCCGGCGCAGGGUUCUAUGAGCAACGAGAACACUCCUCAGGACAAGAGCAAAAAGCACAAGUCAUCGGGCUCAUCCAACUGGUUCCCAAAAAUUUCUCGUUGGUCAGAGACGACCACCUCGAGCGUAGGCAGGGUCUUCCGUAGCAGCAAAGACUCAAAGAAAGACGCCGAUUGGAGCUACGACGGCGACCCACACGUUGAUCCAUACGGCGAUGACAAGCUUCACACGGGCUUCUCACAGGAUGCUCUUCCUGAGCCCGAAGACCCCAAGUACAAGGCUCACCGUGACUCGCUGAACCUACAGCACCCCCGGCCUCGACAGCAAGCUCACAAGGUCGCCAUAGAGACCCAAGCCGAAGACUAUGGCGUACCUAGGUCGCCAAAUUCAGCCAAUUGGGCGGACUCUGCCACAAGCUUGAACCGCCUCCAGGGCCAGGCUGCCAACAUGCGACCGCAUCGCUAUAGCGAUAUGUCAGCUUCGGCCCAUCAGGAGCACCAGCCGCAGUUCUGGGGCUCUUCGCCGGUUCCGGCCGCACUCUCGCCGUCAGGACCCCCUCGUCCGCCCAAGGAGCCGCUGGACGGCCAAUCGACACCACAAAGGUCCAACCGUAUUUCAAAGUUGCAGAAGGGUAGCCCGAGCCCGCUCCCGUUCCAUAGUGUUGAGAGUGGCUAUGGCACCGCUACGCAUGCCAGCUACAACGAGAGCCCGCGCUUGGAGAACAGGAACCUGAGCGGCGCACUUGGUGGCGUACCAACCCGACGGCCUAGCGGGCCCAGGGCCAUGACACCCAAGAGUGAGGACGACAGGCGCCGGAAGCGAGACACCUUUGGGUCGAUGGCCUCUCAAGAAUCGGAGACCUUUUAAAUGUGUCAAAGGAAAAAAAAAGAAGAGAUGAAAAAAAAAAAAAAAAAAAAAAUCAAAGCUACUCAUCCCACACCUCCAGGUGGACAUAGUCCCUGGAUGCAUAUAUUUGCAAUGAAACCAAAGACGCAAAGGCCAU
Molecule: messenger RNA, 6632 nt
Organism: Pyricularia grisea
Lineage: Eukaryota; Fungi; Ascomycota; Sordariomycetes; Magnaporthales; Pyriculariaceae
Exons: 3
Coding region: 1193-6496 (1767 amino acids)
Source: RefSeq, a predicted model, not a curated record